AUGUGGUCCUGCACAACUCUCUUUUCUGGACUUCGGCGCCCACUGCUGCGCUUUGGAGGGGCUUGUCUUUGUCUUCUUACCACAAGCUGCACUCUUGGACUACUUUCUUUUACUUCGGUUGAAAAUUCCGAUUCUACUUCCUCAGGACCCUCAACACUGUAUUAUAUUGGCAGUCUUUUGGCUAGCCUCUCUAUGGGAGCUGGACUCUCUUUCUGCAUCACAGCAACUCCAUUUCUAGCUUCUCCACCCUUUUCGGUUACAUCAUUACCUGCUCUCGCAACUAUUGGCAGUAGCACUGGCAUUGGGACAUCUUUGACUACUUCGGCUCGUCUUUUGGUUGCUGGACUGGCUGGACAAGCAUUUUUGCCUGCACUCGCCGGUUAUGCUUUACAUUGGUCUCGAGAACACAUUGUCUCUCAUGCAGUUCCAGCCACUGCCUUCUUUUUCGCCUCAUGUCUGAGCCUCUGCCUUUUCAUUGACUUGAUACUUCAUCUUCUGGCCUCUUCAGGAGUUAGCCAAACUCAUGAUGUUAAAAGUUGGCCUCGACGACUUGUGGCACUUUUUGUUUCCUUUGUUCCCUGUGGGUCUUUUAAACCUCUAAAUUCCAAGGAUGGCCCAGGAAAACUUUCCAAUACCACUCGUUCGAGCACGAAACCUUUUGCCAUGCCUUUACAUCGCUCCUCUGAUAAAGAAUCCUCGACAGCCAAUGCUCCUGCCCAAGGUAGCUCGAAUCCCGUAGGGCGGUUUUUAAGUUCCCUGUUCCAGCGUUCUAACUCGUCCUUCUAUCGGAUCGGGAUAGCGACCUCAGUUUCUCGGCAUCAGCAAAAUCUACAUAGUCACUGUCCUGCCCCCGGACUUCCCUUGUUUAGCCGACAUGCGAGAUCUAAUGAUGACAUUUCUGGACUCCUGAGAACUGCUUCAACAGAGGCAGCAGAUAGGGCCAACGAGAAGUCAAUACAAAUGGAUUUUCCUCAAAAUUUUGGACAAACUUACAGUCGUAAUAGGGCCACUUCUCAUUAUCAUCAGUACUCAUCCCUUCUGAAAGCAUACUCAUACUCUGACGAUGAGUCUUAA
This is a messenger RNA of Protopolystoma xenopodis, 1074 nucleotides long. Lineage: Eukaryota; Metazoa; Platyhelminthes; Monogenea; Polystomatidea; Polystomatidae. The record is from the annotation of a GenBank genome assembly.